AGAGAGAGAGAGAGAGAGAGAGAGAGAGAGAGAGAGAAACGAUAACCAUCUGAACACAAAGCUGCAAGUUCAUUCGCGCUAAUGGCAGCGGCGCCGUUUGUGGAUCCGGAAAGGCGCACAGUCUGAGCGCAACAGACGAGAAAGAGAGACAGAAAGAAAGAAAGAAAGAAAGAAAAAAGAAAGUAAGGAAAACAACAAUAGAGAAAGACAGAGAGAGAGAGAGAGAGAGAGAGAGAGAGAGAGAGAGAGAGAGAGAGAGAGAAUAAGACAACGCCCGGAAGACGCAACUAGUCCGGAUGAGAGUGACACAAGAUGGAGAAUAAGCGCUGGAUGAGCUGAACUCUGCGCGUAAAGACAGAGAGACCGGGGGAAACUUCGCGCUUCGGGGAAGAAGAAAUAAAUACACAGCGUCUAAAGCAGGAGGAGAGAUUUUCCUUCACUUUGAAGCAUGGAGGAGUCCGGAGGUUCUCUCGGUCUGGCCAGGUCAGCUGCUCAGAAACUUUCCGAAAGGACGAAGCAGUUCGGCGGGGCGGUGCACGACCCCGAGCGCCAGCGGAGGAUUAUCUUAGUGAUCGUGUGCGUGGCGCUGCUCUUAGACAACAUGCUGUACAUGGUGAUCGUGCCAAUUAUCCCCGACUACCUGGCCGACCUGGAGAGCGAAAAUGAAGCAAACACACACAGUAACACCUCCACCGACAGCACCAAGGAGAACCUGGACGUAAAGAUAGGAGUUCUGUUCGCCUCCAAAGCUAUCGUUCAGCUUCUUGUGAACCCUUUAUCGGGGACGUUUAUCGACCGUGUGGGUUACGACAUCCCACUCCUAAUUGGGCUGACGGUCAUGUUCUUGUCCACCAGCGUGUUCGCAUUUGCUGAGAACUAUGGCACGUUGUUUGCUGCACGCAGCCUACAGGGUCUUGGUUCAGCAUUUGCAGACACCUCAGGCAUCGCCAUGAUUGCCGACAAGUACACAGAGGAGCCGGAACGCAGUCGUGCACUCGGUAUCGCCCUGGCAUUCAUAUCAUUUGGUAGCCUUGUGGCACCACCGUUCGGCGGAGUGCUGUAUGAGUUUGCUGGUAAGCGUGUACCGUUCGUCGUGUUGGCAUGCGUGUGUCUGGCCGACGGUAUCCUGCUGCUCACUGUGAUCAAGCCCUUCUCAGACCGGUCACGUGAGAACAUGCCCAUCGGCACUCCCAUCCAUCGGCUCAUGGUGGACCCAUAUAUCGCCGUGGUGGCGGGGGCACUUACGGUGUGCAAUAUACCCUUGGCCUUCCUCGAGCCAACGGUGGCCAACUGGAUGGAGACCACGAUGCACGCCACUAAAUGGGAGAUGGGCCUGACAUGGCUGCCCUCGUUCUUCCCGCAUGUUCUUGGCGUGUACUUGACAGUAAAACUGGCGGCCAAGUACCCACACCUGCAGUGGUUCUACGGUGCUCUGGGCAUGGUGAUUAUCGGUGCUAGCUCAUGCACCGUGCCUGCCUGCAAGAACUUCGGACAGCUCAUGGUGCCGCUGUGCGGUAUCUGCUUCGGGAUCGCACUCGUCGACACGGCACUGUUGCCCACGCUGGCCUUCCUUGUCGACGUCCGUCAUGUGUCUGUUUACGGCAGCGUGUACGCCAUAGCAGACAUUUCGUACUCCGUGGCCUAUGCCAUGGGACCCAUCGUGGCCGGACAGAUCGUCCAUAACUUGGGGUUUGUCCAGCUCAAUUUGGGCAUGGGCCUCGUCAACAUGCUGUAUGCUCCCGCUCUGCUCGUGCUGCGCCACGUCUGCCAGAUGAAGCCAUCUUACUCCGAGCGGAACGUGCUGCUGGAGGAAGGUCCCACAGGACUCUACGACACCAUCAAGAUGGAGGAACGCAAGCUGAAAAGAAAAGGACUGAGCACCACCACAAACACGAACAUCAACUCCACAACCAAUGCCCUUCCCAUCGAGGACGGAUUCGGCUCAAGAUCAUUCUCCGAGGAAGAGUCGUCGGGACCAGAGUACACUUAACAUCACACUCUUAAAUAAAGGUGCUAGAAAGGUUAUUUGCCAAACAUUCCAAAACAUAUUAAUUGAUGUAAGUUCUUAAAAGAAUUUGUAUUUGUUUCUCAUUGAUUCCUUGGCUCCUGGAUGUAUAUAAAAUGUCACAUAUGAUACAAUCCUGAAGGAUUUUCCAGGAAAGUUUAGUUUUAGAGUGGAGAAGAACCAUUUUUGGUUCCCCGAAUAACUUUUUAUUUCUUUAUCCACGUGGCAUUGGUGCCAGAAAGAACCUCAGAGAUAACAGGUUCUUUAGGAGCUCUAGAUAGUUCUUAGACUACUUAAAGGAUGCUACUUUCAGAGCGGGUUCUACACAGGAACAUCCCCAAAGGGAUAAACUGAAGAAUGCUUUAGCGUUACACAUUUGGCCUUUUAUAGCAGUUCUUUAAGCAAAUAAAUCUAUUUAACUCAUUAAAUCAUGGUCAAUUUUCUGGGAACCAAAAACUAUUAUUUUAAGGCAUUUCUGGCACCUUUAUUAUUCAAAAGAAUAGUAAUAUUUUAUUUAAAAUGAGAAAUUUUCCUAAUCCCAACCUAUCUCUGAUGUUCUUGGGAACAGAAAUGGCAGAAAUUCCCCACAGUGUCUAAUUGACACAGUGUUCAUGGGGAAUUUAAAUAAUUUUACCAUCACACAGGAGUUUACUUCCAUUCUGAUGCUUGUACUGUGAAGUUUUCAUGACAAAGUGAACUGUAUUAAAUCAUUAAAUCAGUAAAAACAUUCAUGUUACUGAGCUGCUUUCUUUCAAAUGUACAGAGAUUAUAUGUACAGAAAAUAACACUGAAUAUUUCACCUAUAUUUCAAUAUGAACAAAAAUGGUAGCUUAUUUUGAUGUAUAAAAAAUUAUAAAAAAUUGUUGUACAAAAUGUACUUGAGCUUUAACAAAAUGUCCGCCUAUUUAGUUUAAUGGAAUUAAAAGAAUAUCUUUUAAAUACCGAACUAUAAUAUGACACAUGUACAUAUUUGUAAAUCAUGUAAUUUAGUGGUGUGUGAAUAUGUGGAUAUGAUUAAGACUCAAAUGUUUAAAAAAAGGUAAGACUAUAUGCUGUUAAAGACAGAACAAAAUGGAGUAUUCACAUUAAUGAUGAUAAUUUUGAUAAUAAACAUCUUGA
Ictalurus punctatus (channel catfish) is the source of this 3124-nucleotide messenger RNA. Its product is annotated as probable vesicular acetylcholine transporter-B. The coding region runs from base 449 to 1990 and encodes 513 amino acids. Gene Ontology annotation, cellular component: AP-1 adaptor complex; membrane; AP-2 adaptor complex. The transcript has a single exon. Gene Ontology annotation, biological process: transmembrane transport; chemical synaptic transmission; xenobiotic transport. Gene Ontology annotation, molecular function: xenobiotic transmembrane transporter activity; acetylcholine transmembrane transporter activity. The record is from RefSeq and is a predicted model, not a curated record. Lineage: Eukaryota; Metazoa; Chordata; Actinopteri; Siluriformes; Ictaluridae.